AUGGAGGCGGAAUAUGGUGAAGUUGGUGAAGGCGUAUUUGAAGGGGAGACGGAAGCCGAGUCGGCAGUCGAAGUGUUCGGUGAGAGAUUGGGGCAAGUUGAAGCGGACUCAGAAUGUGAAGCGGUAGAACAGGUUGAAUCGGAACGUGUGUCUGUGUUCGCUCCAGUCGAAUUGGAGUCUGAGGCGCUUGCUGAGACUGCAGCACACCCGGAACGGAAACGAUUGGUUGAGCGUGUCGUCGAAUUGGAGUCUGAGGCGCAUGCAGAGACUGCAGCACAAUCGGAACGGGAACGAUUGUUUGAGCGUGUCGGUGAGAUGGAGGCGGAAUAUGGUGAAUUUGGUGAAGGCGUAAUUAAUUGGGAGACGGAAGCCGAGUCGGCAGUCGAAGUGUUCGGUGAGAGAUUGGGGCAAGUUGAAGCGGACGCAGAAAGUGAAGCGGUAGAACAGGUUGAAUCGGAACGUGUGUCUGUGUUCGCUCCAGUCGAAUUGGAGUCUGAGGCGCUUGCAGAGACUGCAGCACAACCGGAACGGGAACGAUUGGUUGAGCGUGUCGGUGAGAUGGAGGCGGAAUAUGGUGAAGUUGGUGAAGGCGUAUUUGAAGGGGAGACGGAAGCCGAGUCGGCAGUCGAAGUGUUCGGUGAGAGAUUGGGGCAAGUUGAAGCGGACGCAGAAAGUGAAGCGGUAGAACAGGUUGAAUCGGAACGUGUGUCUGUGUUCGCUCCAGUCGAAUUGGAGUCUGAGGCGCUUGCAGAGACUGCAGCACAACCGGAACGGGAACGAUUGGUUGAGCGUGUCGGUGAGAUGGAGGCGGAAUAUGGUGAAGUUGGUGAAGGCGUAUUUGAAGGGGAGACGGAAGCCGAGUCGGCAGUCGAAGUGUUCGGUGAGAGAUUGGGGCAAGUUGAAGCGGACGCAGAAAGUGAAGCGGUAGAACAGGUUGAAUCGGAACGUGUGUCUGUGUUCGCUCCAGUCGAAUUGGAGUCUGAGGCGCUUGCAGAGACUGCAGCACAACCGGAACGGGAACGAUUGGUUGAGCGUGUCGGUGAGAUGGAGGCGGAAUAUGGUGAAGUUGGUGAAGGCGUAUUUGAAGGGGAGACGGAAGCCGAGUCGGCAGUCGAAGUGUUCGGUGAGAGAUUGGGGCAAGUUGAAGCGGACGCAGAAAGUGAAGCGGUAGAACAGGUUGAAUCGGAACGUGUGUCUGUGUUCGCUCCAGUCGAAUUGGAGUCUGAGGCGCUUGCAGAGACUGCAGCACAACCGGAACGGGAACGAUUGGUUGAGCGUGUCGGUGAGAUGGAGGCGGAAUAUGGUGAAGUUGGUGAAGGCGUAUUUGAAGGGGAGACGGAAGCCGAGUCGGCAGUCGAAGUGUUCGGUGAGAGAUUGGGGCAAGUUGAAGCGGACGCAGAAAGUGAAGCGGUAGAACAGGUUGAAUCGGAACGUGUGUCUGUGUUCGCUCCAGUCGAAUUGGAGUCUGAGGCGCUUGCAGAGACUGCAGCACAACCGGAACGGGAACGAUUGGUUGAGCGUGUCGGUGAGAUGGAGGCGGAAUAUGGUGAAGUUGGUGAAGGCGUAUUUGAAGGGGAGACGGAAGCCGAGUCGGCAGUCGAAGUGUUCGGUGAGAGAUUGGGGCAAGUUGAAGCGGACGCAGAAAGUGAAGCGGUAGAACAGGUUGAAUCGGAACGUGUGUCUGUGUUCGCUCCAGUCGAAUUGGAGUCUGAGGCGCUUGCAGAGACUGCAGCACAACCGGAACGGGAACGAUUGGUUGAGCGUGUCGGUGAGAUGGAGGCGGAAUAUGGUGAAGUUGGUGAAGGCGUAUUUGAAGGGGAGACGGAAGCCGAGUCGGCAGUCGAAGUGUUCGGUGAGAGAUUGGGGCAAGUUGAAGCGGACGCAGAAAGUGAAGCGGUAGAACAGGUUGAAUCGGAACGUGUGUCUGUGUUCGCUCCAGUCGAAUUGGAGUCUGAGGCGCUUGCAGAGACUGCAGCACAACCGGAACGGGAACGAUUGGUUGAGCGUGUCGGUGAGAUGGAGGCGGAAUAUGGUGAAGUUGGUGAAGGCGUAUUUGAAGGGGAGACGGAAGCCGAGUCGGCAGUCGAAGUGUUCGGUGAGAGAUUGGGGCAAGUUGAAGCGGACGCAGAAAGUGAAGCGGUAGAACAGGUUGAAUCGGAACGUGUGUCUGUGUUCGCUCCAGUCGAAUUGGAGUCUGAGGCGCUUGCAGAGACUGCAGCACAACCGGAACGGGAACGAUUGGUUGAGCGUGUCGGUGAGAUGGAGGCGGAAUAUGGUGAAGUUGGUGAAGGCGUAUUUGAAGGGGAGACGGAAGCCGAGUCGGCAGUCGAAGUGUUCGGUGAGAGAUUGGGGCAAGUUGAAGCGGACGCAGAAAGUGAAGCGGUAGAACAGGUUGAAUCGGAACGUGUGUCUGUGUUCGCUCCAGUCGAAUUGGAGUCUGAGGCGCUUGCAGAGACUGCAGCACAACCGGAACGGGAACGAUUGGUUGAGCGUGUCGGUGAGAUGGAGGCGGAAUAUGGUGAAGUUGGUGAAGGCGUAUUUGAAGGGGAGACGGAAGCCGAGUCGGCAGUCGAAGUGUUCGGUGAGAGAUUGGGGCAAGUUGAAGCGGACGCAGAAAGUGAAGCGGUAGAACAGGUUGAAUCGGAACGUGUGUCUGUGUUCGCUCCAGUCGAAUUGGAGUCUGAGGCGCUUGCAGAGACUGCAGCACAACCGGAACGGGAACGAUUGGUUGAGCGUGUCGGUGAGAUGGAGGCGGAAUAUGGUGAAGUUGGUGAAGGCGUAUUUGAAGGGGAGACGGAAGCCGAGUCGGCAGUCGAAGUGUUCGGUGAGAGAUUGGGGCAAGUUGAAGCGGACGCAGAAAGUGAAGCGGUAGAACAGGUUGAAUCGGAACGUGUGUCUGUGUUCGCUCCAGUCGAAUUGGAGUCUGAGGCGCUUGCAGAGACUGCAGCACAACCGGAACGGGAACGAUUGGUUGAGCGUGUCGGUGAGAUGGAGGCGGAAUAUGGUGAAGUUGGUGAAGGCGUAUUUGAAGGGGAGACGGAAGCCGAGUCGGCAGUCGAAGUGUUCGGUGAGAGAUUGGGGCAAGUUGAAGCGGACGCAGAAAGUGAAGCGGUAGAACAGGUUGAAUCGGAACGUGUGUCUGUGUUCGCUCCAGUCGAAUUGGAGUCUGAGGCGCUUGCAGAGACUGCAGCACAACCGGAACGGGAACGAUUGGUUGAGCGUGUCGGUGAGAUGGAGGCGGAAUAUGGUGAAGUUGGUGAAGGCGUAUUUGAAGGGGAGACGGAAGCCGAGUCGGCAGUCGAAGUGUUCGGUGAGAGAUUGGGGCAAGUUGAAGCGGACGCAGAAAGUGAAGCGGUAGAACAGGUUGAAUCGGAACGUGUGUCUGUGUUCGCUCCAGUCGAAUUGGAGUCUGAGGCGCUUGCAGAGACUGCAGCACAACCGGAACGGGAACGAUUGGUUGAGCGUGUCGGUGAGAUGGAGGCGGAAUAUGGUGAAGUUGGUGAAGGCGUAUUUGAAGGGGAGACGGAAGCCGAGUCGGCAGUCGAAGUGUUCGGUGAGAGAUUGGGGCAAGUUGAAGCGGACGCAGAAAGUGAAGCGGUAGAACAGGUUGAAUCGGAACGUGUGUCUGUGUUCGCUCCAGUCGAAUUGGAGUCUGAGGCGCUUGCAGAGACUGCAGCACAACCGGAACGGGAACGAUUGGUUGAGCGUGUCGGUGAGAUGGAGGCGGAAUAUGGUGAAGUUGGUGAAGGCGUAUUUGAAGGGGAGACGGAAGCCGAGUCGGCAGUCGAAGUGUUCGGUGAGAGAUUGGGGCAAGUUGAAGCGGACGCAGAAAGUGAAGCGGUAGAACAGGUUGAAUCGGAACGUGUGUCUGUGUUCGCUCCAGUCGAAUUGGAGUCUGAGGCGCUUGCAGAGACUGCAGCACAACCGGAACGGGAACGAUUGGUUGAGCGUGUCGGUGAGAUGGAGGCGGAAUAUGGUGAAGUUGGUGAAGGCGUAUUUGAAGGGGAGACGGAAGCCGAGUCGGCAGUCGAAGUGUUCGGUGAGAGAUUGGGGCAAGUUGAAGCGGACGCAGAAAGUGAAGCGGUAGAACAGGUUGAAUCGGAACGUGUGUCUGUGUUCGCUCCAGUCGAAUUGGAGUCUGAGGCGCUUGCAGAGACUGCAGCACAACCGGAACGGGAACGAUUGGUUGAGCGUGUCGGUGAGAUGGAGGCGGAAUAUGGUGAAGUUGGUGAAGGCGUAUUUGAAGGGGAGACGGAAGCCGAGUCGGCAGUCGAAGUGUUCGGUGAGAGAUUGGGGCAAGUUGAAGCGGACGCAGAAAGUGAAGCGGUAGAACAGGUUGAAUCGGAACGUGUGUCUGUGUUCGCUCCAGUCGAAUUGGAGUCUGAGGCGCUUGCAGAGACUGCAGCACAACCGGAACGGGAACGAUUGGUUGAGCGUGUCGGUGAGAUGGAGGCGGAAUAUGGUGAAGUUGGUGAAGGCGUAUUUGAAGGGGAGACGGAAGCCGAGUCGGCAGUCGAAGUGUUCGGUGAGAGAUUGGGGCAAGUUGAAGCGGACGCAGAAAGUGAAGCGGUAGAACAGGUUGAAUCGGAACGUGUGUCUGUGUUCGCUCCAGUCGAAUUGGAGUCUGAGGCGCUUGCAGAGACUGCAGCACAACCGGAACGGGAACGAUUGGUUGAGCGUGUCGGUGAGAUGGAGGCGGAAUAUGGUGAAGUUGGUGAAGGCGUAUUUGAAGGGGAGACGGAAGCCGAGUCGGCAGUCGAAGUGUUCGGUGAGAGAUUGGGGCAAGUUGAAGCGGACGCAGAAAGUGAAGCGGUAGAACAGGUUGAAUCGGAACGUGUGUCUGUGUUCGCUCCAGUCGAAUUGGAGUCUGAGGCGCUUGCAGAGACUGCAGCACAACCGGAACGGGAACGAUUGGUUGAGCGUGUCGGUGAGAUGGAGGCGGAAUAUGGUGAAGUUGGUGAAGGCGUAUUUGAAGGGGAGACGGAAGCCGAGUCGGCAGUCGAAGUGUUCGGUGAGAGAUUGGGGCAAGUUGAAGCGGACGCAGAAAGUGAAGCGGUAGAACAGGUUGAAUCGGAACGUGUGUCUGUGUUCGCUCCAGUCGAAUUGGAGUCUGAGGCGCUUGCAGAGACUGCAGCACAACCGGAACGGGAACGAUUGGUUGAGCGUGUCGGUGAGAUGGAGGCGGAAUAUGGUGAAGUUGGUGAAGGCGUAUUUGAAGGGGAGACGGAAGCCGAGUCGGCAGUCGAAGUGUUCGGUGAGAGAUUGGGGCAAGUUGAAGCGGACGCAGAAAGUGAAGCGGUAGAACAGGUUGAAUCGGAACGUGUGUCUGUGUUCGCUCCAGUCGAAUUGGAGUCUGAGGCGCUUGCAGAGACUGCAGCACAACCGGAACGGGAACGAUUGGUUGAGCGUGUCGGUGAGAUGGAGGCGGAAUAUGGUGAAGUUGGUGAAGGCGUAUUUGAAGGGGAGACGGAAGCCGAGUCGGCAGUCGAAGUGUUCGGUGAGAGAUUGGGGCAAGUUGAAGCGGACGCAGAAAGUGAAGCGGUAGAACAGGUUGAAUCGGAACGUGUGUCUGUGUUCGCUCCAGUCGAAUUGGAGUCUGAGGCGCUUGCAGAGACUGCAGCACAACCGGAACGGGAACGAUUGGUUGAGCGUGUCGGUGAGAUGGAGGCGGAAUAUGGUGAAGUUGGUGAAGGCGUAUUUGAAGGGGAGACGGAAGCCGAGUCGGCAGUCGAAGUGUUCGGUGAGAGAUUGGGGCAAGUUGAAGCGGACGCAGAAAGUGAAGCGGUAGAACAGGUUGAAUCGGAACGUGUGUCUGUGUUCGCUCCAGUCGAAUUGGAGUCUGAGGCGCUUGCAGAGACUGCAGCACAACCGGAACGGGAACGAUUGGUUGAGCGUGUCGGUGAGAUGGAGGCGGAAUAUGGUGAAGUUGGUGAAGGCGUAUUUGAAGGGGAGACGGAAGCCGAGUCGGCAGUCGAAGUGUUCGGUGAGAGAUUGAGGCAAGUUGAAGCGGACGCAGAAAGUGAAGCGGUAGAACAGGUUGAAUCGGAACGUGUGUCUGUGUUCGCUCCAGUCGAAUUGGAGUCUGAGGCGCUUGCAGAGACUGCAGCACAACCGGAACGGGAACGAUUGGUUGAGCGUGUCGGUGAGAUGGAGGCGGAAUAUGGUGAAGUUGGUGAAGGCGUAUUUGAAGGGGAGACGGAAGCCGAGUCGGCAGUCGAAGUGUUCGGUGAGAGAUUGGGGCAAGUUGAAGCGGACGCAGAAAGUGAAGCGGUAGAACAGGUUGAAUCGGAACGUGUGUCUGUGUUCGCUCCAGUCGAAUUGGAGUCUGAGGCGCUUGCAGAGACUGCAGCACAACCGGAACGGGAACGAUUGGUUGAGCGUGUCGGUGAGAUGGAGGCGGAAUAUGGUGAAGUUGGUGAAGGCGUAUUUGAAGGGGAGACGGAAGCCGAGUCGGCAGUCGAAGUGUUCGGUGAGAGAUUGGGGCAAGUUGAAGCGGACGCAGAAAGUGAAGCGGUAGAACAGGUUGAAUCGGAACGUGUGUCUGUGUUCGCUCCAGUCGAAUUGGAGUCUGAGGCGCUUGCAGAGACUGCAGCACAACCGGAACGGGAACGAUUGGUUGAGCGUGUCGGUGAGAUGGAGGCGGAAUAUGGUGAAGUUGGUGAAGGCGUAUUUGAAGGGGAGACGGAAGCCGAGUCGGCAGUCGAAGUGUUCGGUGAGAGAUUGGGGCAAGUUGAAGCGGACGCAGAAAGUGAAGCGGUAGAACAGGUUGAAUCGGAACGUGUGUCUGUGUUCGCUCCAGUCGAAUUGGAGUCUGAGGCGCUUGCAGAGACUGCAGCACAACCGGAACGGGAACGAUUGGUUGAGCGUGUCGGUGAGAUGGAGGCGGAAUAUGGUGAAGUUGGUGAAGGCGUAUUUGAAGGGGAGACGGAAGCCGAGUCGGCAGUCGAAGUGUUCGGUGAGAGAUUGGGGCAAGUUGAAGCGGACGCAGAAAGUGAAGCGGUAGAACAGGUUGAAUCGGAACGUGUGUCUGUGUUCGCUCCAGUCGAAUUGCAGUCUGAGGCGCUUGCAGAGACUGCAGCACAACCGGAACGGGAACGAUUGGUUGAGCGUGUCGGUGAGAUGGAGGCGGAAUAUGGUGAAGUUGGUGAAGGCGUAUUUGAAGGGGAGACGGAAGCCGAGUCGGCAGUCGAAGUGUUCGGUGAGAGAUUGGGGCAAGUUGAAGCGGACGCAGAAAGUGAAGCGGUAGAACAGGUUGAAUCGGAACGUGUGUCUGUGUUCGCUCCAGUCGAAUUGGAGUCUGAGGCGCUUGCAGAGACUGCAGCACAACCGGAACGGGAACGAUUGGUUGAGCGUGUCGGUGAGAUGGAGGCGGAAUAUGGUGAAGUUGGUGAAGGCGUAUUUGAAGGGGAGACGGAAGCCGAGUCGGCAGUCGAAGUGUUCGGUGAGAGAUUGGGGCAAGUUGAAGCGGACGCAGAAAGUGAAGCGGUAGAACAGGUUGAAUCGGAACGUGUGUCUGUGUUCGCUCCAGUCGAAUUGGAGUCUGAGGCGCUUGCAGAGACUGCAGCACAACCGGAACGGGAACGAUUGGUUGAGCGUGUCGGUGAGAUGGAGGCGGAAUAUGGUGAAGUUGGUGAAGGCGUAUUUGAAGGGGAGACGGAAGCCGAGUCGGCAGUCGAAGUGUUCGGUGAGAGAUUGGGGCAAGUUGAAGCGGACGCAGAAAGUGAAGCGGUAGAACAGGUUGAAUCGGAACGUGUGUCUGUGUUCGCUCCAGUCGAAUUGGAGUCUGAGGCGCUUGCAGAGACUGCAGCACAACCGGAACGGGAACGAUUGGUUGAGCGUGUCGGUGAGAUGGAGGCGGAAUAUGGUGAAGUUGGUGAAGGCGUAUUUGAAGGGGAGACGGAAGCCGAGUCGGCAGUCGAAGUGUUCGGUGAGAGAUUGGGGCAAGUUGAAGCGGACGCAGAAAGUGAAGCGGUAGAACAGGUUGAAUCGGAACGUGUGUCUGUGUUCGCUCCAGUCGAAUUGGAGUCUGAGGCGCUUGCAGAGACUGCAGCACAACCGGAACGUGAACGUUUUAUUGAGGGCGUUGUUGGGGUUGAGCGGGAUGAUUUCGAUAGUUUUCCCUCUCUUGACGUUUUAUCCUGUUAUCCUUCGUCUUCUUGUAGAUUUGAUGAUUGUGUUCUUUUCCUUUCGUGCUCUGAACCGCUUUCUUCUUCUCAUGCUCUUACAAUUUGUCAUGAUGUUUCUUCUACACCUGUUGCUUCUUUCGUUCUCUCAAAUGUGUCUAACGAUCUUUCUUUUUCCUCUUCUUCCUCCCGUUUUGUUCAUGCUGGUGUUUCUGACUUUACUCGUAUGCCUUUAGAUUCUGUGUCUUUAUUUGAUUCAAUUGAUUCAACGUUUGUUGCAGAAGGCUUAUAUCUCGGUCUCAGUCAAUUUGUUUCCCGUUCAUCGGAGUCCUUCACUGAAAUUCCUAGCUUUGUUAUAGAAGACAGCGUCAUUUCUGUUGAUGCUCCUGAUGUUUGUUUCACUACGUACUCUGGAGAAAGUCUUGGAGAGUUGUCUGAUUGUCGACAGGCUGGCAUAUCUUCAGUACAUGAUAUUUCUGCAGAAUCAGUGCCUUUCUUUAUACCUGAAGCUUCAGUUCUUGCUGUAUCGGGAUAUGAAUACAAAUCAUUAAAUGAACUUGGAUCAAGCAAUAGAUUACCAUCUAUUGUUCAGGACACUGCAAAUGUAGUGGAUUCACAUCAUAUUCGGGAAGUAUCUGAGGAGGGCGUUAUUGGUAAAGAUUCUCCAAUAACCAAUGGUCAAAUUGUUUUGCAAACUUCUGGCUCAGAUCAUUCCGCUUUUCGAUGUGAUCCUGAAUAUGGCAUUUCAGAUUAUUCAAACAGCUUAAUAACUGAUAGUUUUGCUAAAAUGAUUAUGAAAGAAUCAAACCAUGAUACCGAAAUCUUGUAUUCACCUAAAGAUCAAGAUGCACUAUGUUAUCAGCUUCAAUCAGGUGUGUCAUUAGUAACUGAAACACCUACAAAGUCAGAUGUUUUAGAUAAAUCUCCGCCCUCAGGAAAAUCUGACUUGACUUAUCUUGCAGCAGCAUCAGGAGCAAGUGUAGCUAUGGAAUUUACUGAAGAGGAAGAGGAGGAAGAUGAGUUCUCCAUGGCGUGUCCUGGUAGGAUGAAAACACUUGAACAUGGUGAUUCCAGUCAAUUAGUUCAUUCAGCUCUUGAUAGGUCCGCUAAAAUGCUUACUCGUCUUCAAACCUAUGGAUUUCGAGGGAAUUUGAUGGGUACAAAUUCUCUUGUUAAUCUUAAUUGGCAUGCAUCAGAAACAAAAUUAACCACUCCAUGCAUAGAGUUCCUCGAAAAUGAUGAGAAGACUAUUUCAUUAGCCCAUCAAAAUAUACCUACAUCAAACGUACAUAUGAAUAAGGUCACAGAGCUCGAUCGCGAAGAAUAUGAGGACUUUGAUGGUGAUAGUCUUGAAGAAUUAAAUAUUCCAUUUGAAAUUUGUAAUACAUAUAACACAUCACGUGAAAUAAUCACAGAUGAAACUGAAUGUGGAAGCACUAGUCUGUUCCCGUUCCCUGAGACUGUUGCUACAAAUCAAGUCUUCAACUAUGACAAUGAGUUAAAAUCUGAUACAGAUUGUCAGCAAGACUCUUUUAUUAAAAAAGAAGUAUCUAGACGUCAACAUUUAGAUUCAGAACUUGUAAUCUCCUCUCAAUCCAGUUCCACUAAAAAGAUUUCAUUCAGCCCAGACUAUGAAUUACAAACAAGUUCCACUGCAGAUGAAUCUAGUUUAAGCAGUCACUCAACAAUUGUGAAUGUUGGAAUAAUGAACCAGUCACCAGUUGUCCCUCAACUUACAAGAGGAAAUCUAAUCGACGAAAAGCUAUUGUCUCAGAGUUUAUCAUCUCAGGAACAUGAUUUUGGUGUAGAUGCACCCGAUAGUAUUCAGCUACUGGAGUCAAAAACCACCCUAGCAUCUAUUGAAAGCGAUCUUGAUAUUCUUGGUGAGGAAAUAAAGCUAAAAGAUGAUAAUGCUAUGUUGCCACUUGGUCAGAAUUCGGUUCACUUAUCUAGCGUCGCUAAAAGAAAGCAAUCAAAUUUUAUAUCUAACCUAUUAGGAACAGAGCCUGUGGUAGGAAGUACUGCAUUACGAACAUCUACAGAUGUCAGUAACGUUCCAGUGUCGCAACCCAUCUGUACUGCUGAAGGACAUAUCAAGACAACACAACGCUACUUUCAUGAACCAAUCGGAGGACAUGUCAGUUUUCCACAAAUUUCAGAGAGUUCUUGUGAUAAACAGUUAAAAUUUUCUAAUGAUCGGGCUAAAUCCUCGCCAUCCAGUAUUAAUGUGGAAAAAAGAAUAGAAACAAGUGAGGAAAACGUUACCAGUAGCUCACUGUCCGAAUUUGAACGACUAGAAAAAGAAUUGGGUACUAGCAAUUCUACUUCCCCUAGUAGUGGUCAUAAAGGAAGUGGUGAAGAUGUCAGUUCACAUACGUCAUCACUUUCUGAGUAUCUACGUCAUGAAAAAGAAUGUGAAAGUUUCGAUGAAAUUCUGGCAUUACCAUUUGACUCAAAACUUAAACUAAAAUUCAACGAUUUAAUAGAUAUAAAUGGUAAACCAAAAACAGUGGUCACAGAUAUGUUGACUUCGAAUAACCUAACACCACUUUAUGGACAAAUUUCAACGAUUUACGAAGAUGUGGCGGAACAUCAUAUAAGUUCACUCUCACAGAGUAUAGAAUCUCCAACUACUUCACUUCAUUCAGCUAAAGAUGAUGAUCAAAUAUCAUUUACAUACUCAAGUCAAAAAGAUGAAAAUAAAUCACAGACCGGUUGUUCUGAUUCUGAACUUUUAAUAAUAUGUUCGAAAAUGCUCAGUGAUCCUUUACAGGCCGAAAAAUCUAAAGGAAGCUUAACUUCUAGUUCAGAAAUAGAACUUUUGCUAGACAGGGUCGAUGAUCCACUGACAGGAGUAGAAGAAACUGAUUCACUAAUUUGUUCUUCGAUCUAUGACUCUUUAGUACCUUCUGGCUAUGAAAACAGUAUAUACGAUGGAACACCGAACAUGAAUUUCGGAGUAAAUGAUAACUGGAAAAACCGCAUAUCCCGUAGAAUAGAUUCAUUAGAUGAAAGCGAACAUGAACAACCCAGUAAAGUUACUGACUCUCUCUGCUCCCCUUCAUCGUCAGAUAUUUCAAACAGGAAAGGGGAAAACAAAUUAAGUCCGCCGGAAGAAAAUGAUCAAGGUAUCAUAGAAUUUAAUUCUGCCCAUAUAGAUAUCUUACAUCAACAAUACAUCGGGACUAUCGUAGAGAAACAGUCUUGUACGGUAUUUCCAAAUAAAUCUUGUUUUAAUGAGAGGGAAAGCUCUAUUACUUAUGGAAAACAGCCUCAGUCAAAGCAUUCUGAUGAGAAGCAAGACUCAAGUACAUCUGUGUCAGGAGUUGCACAGUAUGAAUACCUUGAUAAGCCAGUACUUGGAAAUUGUAUGACAGACUCAUUAGACGACAGCGGUUCAGUUAUAGAACAACUAGGUACUAAAAUAUCUUCAACUGAAUGUUCAGCAACCACUGAGUUUGUAACAACAGGAAUACCUUCUUGUUCAUUCUCUACAGCACCAAUCCCCCUAUUAGCUACUGAAUCUAAAGCACUUAAAUAUUCUAAAGUUAUAAAAACACUUAAAAGUGAUGUUUCUUCAACGGUGGAAAAAGUUGCUGUUCCUACCACAUCUGGGGCAAUAGCUCUUCCAAUAUGUAGUAGUUCCUUACAAAGUACCUACCAAGAUGGUGAAAGAUAUGAUCUUAUUUUAAAAAUAGAUUUGAACCCUCAGUCGACUGUAUUCGAUACUUCAGAAGAUGAGAUUUUUGUGGAAGAACCGUCAAAUGAUCUUCAACAACUGAAUAGUGUAACGACUGAUGACGUUUCAGCUGUAGCUGUAGAUCCGAAAACGAAAGAAACCCUAAAAAUCGAUAAUGUACCGUCAGGAGAAGUUAGUGAGGCAUGUAAACAUAUCAAAUGUAAAGAGUUCAAAGAGUCGUUCAUAGUUGAAACUUCCUCCGACUCAGAUUAUGAAAUGGUCAGUAUCACUGAGAGAGAAAAGUCACCAAUAGCUUUCAUGUCAGAAAAAAUGAAGAAGAGUAAUGAACAAGAGUGA
This is a messenger RNA of Schistosoma mattheei, 12159 nucleotides long. Lineage: Eukaryota; Metazoa; Platyhelminthes; Trematoda; Strigeidida; Schistosomatidae. The record is from the annotation of a GenBank genome assembly.